Messenger RNA from Stylophora pistillata, 964 nucleotides. RefSeq lists its product as uncharacterized. Lineage: Eukaryota; Metazoa; Cnidaria; Anthozoa; Scleractinia; Pocilloporidae. Gene Ontology annotation, molecular function: nucleic acid binding. The record is from RefSeq and is a predicted model, not a curated record.
GGUUUUUCAGUGCACAAGCACUUUAGCUCUUGGAUUAGAGUUGAUAUUGGCCAAUUUACGCGAUGAAACGCAGCGGCGAUCUUGCUUGACUGAAGUUGUUCCCUCAAGAUCAUCAAUUGGGUCAUGGGAAGUUAUCCACUGCACUAGCCUAGAUGAAUAUAUAACAUGGAGGACACAGUGCAGAAAAGAAUUAGAUGGGCUUCCCCUGCGUGUCCGUGGAGAUCAUGGAAUGGAAAACAUUGACGUGGCCAGGUAUAUGACAAAUAAUCGAGGAUCAGACAAGGGGAGUUUCAUUGCUGGACGCAGUGUUCACAAUCAGAGAAUAGAAUGUUUGUGGGCAGAGGUCAACCGAGUUUGUUCUGCAUUUUACAAAGAUCUUUUUGAGUUUAUGGAAAGUAAUGAAAUACUUGAUUCUCUAAAUGAAGUGCAUUUAUAUGCAUUACAUUAUGUACAUCUUCCAAGAAUUAAUGCAUCACUAAAUGAAUUUCACAACCAGUGGAAUUAUCAUGUGAUGAGAACAACUGGUUAUCACUCACCACUAGCCUUAUGGAAUAUGUCACUGUUACAAACAUCUGAUGCUGCGGAAGUUCUUGACAUAGAAUCCUAUGGCAUAGACCAACAUGGUCCAAUUCCAGAUAUAAUCACUGACAACAAUGUUGUUGUUCCAGAGCUAGCUAACUGAGAGUGAAAAUCAACAGCUGAAGGAAAAUGUUGAUCCAUUAUCUGAUGAUGGAAACUCUGGGAUAAAUCACUUUUUGUCUGUCCAGCAAAUUCUGGAAACUUUCCAAUGAGAUUUCAUAAUGGUGUUAUAGAUGAAUCUUAAAAUGUGAUACAAUUUGCAUUGUAGGCAGCCCCAAAGAUAGAUGUAGGUUAACAGUAUUUACAUUGUUUUCUGUCAUGACAUUUUUGCAGUUGCUUUGUCAUCAUUGAAAAUAUAUAAGGAUUAAAUGUUUAGAUGUGUCAA